CAUUUAUAAUGCUAUUUUCAACAGAAGAUUGUUGUAUACAACAAGAAAAUGAAAUUUUGGCACUUGAGGCAAUUUACCCUCAAGAUUUCACAUACACAGAAAACGACGAAAAUCCUUCACGUUACGAAGGAUCUCUCACGAUUCAAAUAUCCAUUCCACAUGAAAUUAUGAUAUAUUUUACUGGAGGCAAUAAUUUAAUUAGCGAUCUACCACUUAAAGUUCGACAUUUGCCACCAGUUAAACUCAUUUUUUCGAUGCCAAGCAAUUAUCCGACAGAGGAAUGUCUGCAAUUCAAACUUGAAUGUUGCUGGAUGCAACGGGAUUGGAUAAGGAGAUUAGAAAAAAGACUUUUGAAAAUUUGGGAAGAAGAAAGAGACGUUAUUUUAUUCCGGUUUGCCGAAUUUUUACAGAAUAACACUUUGGAUUAUUUGCAAGUAUCGUACCCUUUGAGAAUUUAUGAUGAUAACGUUGGUCAAACAACGCUUAAAGCCUUACUACGUACCUAUGAUCAGCAGGCUAAAAAUCAGGACUUUGUUAAUGGGCAUUUUACAUGCGGAAUAUGCCUUGAAGAGAAACAUGGUGAUAAAUGUUAUCGACUUAAUUCAUGUCAACAUGUGUUUUGUCAAAUCUGUCUUCGUGAAUAUUUUAUGAUGCUAAUUCGAGAAGGGUUUGUCAUACAAGUUAAAUGUCCUGAUCCUAGUUGUAAGUCACAGAAUAAAUUGGCUAAAGAAGAAAUAACAGAAAUUGUCGGUCAUGAAAUGUCACAAAGAUAUACUGAAUUGUUAGAAAAACAAAAACUAGAGACAGAUCCUCUAGUGACUUAUUGUCCUCGUAAAAUAUGUCAAGCACCUGUAAGAAAAGAUUCUGCUAUUGAAAAAUUAUGUGUUUGUACAAAGUGUACAUUUGCUUUUUGUUGGUUUUGUCAACGGACCUGGCACGGAGUCGGUGUACCAUGUGCGAUAAAUAAUAUCAAAAAGGUUGUUCAAGAAUAUAUGGUAGCCGAUGAAGCUACCAAAUCUAUGCUUGAACUUCGGUAUGGAACAAAGAAUAUGGAAAAAUUGGUCAGAGAUACUCUAGAAGAAAUGGAGUCAGAUAAAUGGAUAAAAUCAAACGCACAAAAAUGCCCUCAAUGUGAAACCGCUAUUGAGAAAUCUAUGGGAUGUAAUCAUAUGUUAUGCACACGUUGUAAAACACACUUUUGUUAUUUAUGUGGAAGUUGGAUAGAUCCAGAAGAACCUUAUAGACAUUUUAACGUUCCAAACUCUUCUUGUAAUCAACGAUUAUUUGAUGGAGUGAAUGUUGAUGAAUUUGUAGCGGAUGAUUUUAUAUUUAUCUGAUGUUUGUUAU
Rhizophagus irregularis DAOM 181602=DAOM 197198 is the source of this 1347-nucleotide messenger RNA. RefSeq lists its product as uncharacterized. Gene Ontology annotation, cellular component: cytoplasm; ubiquitin ligase complex. Gene Ontology annotation, molecular function: zinc ion binding; ubiquitin conjugating enzyme binding; ubiquitin protein ligase activity. NCBI's taxonomy places the organism in Eukaryota, Fungi, Glomeromycota, Glomeromycetes, Glomerales, Glomeraceae. The record is from RefSeq and is a predicted model, not a curated record. Gene Ontology annotation, biological process: protein polyubiquitination; ubiquitin-dependent protein catabolic process; positive regulation of proteasomal ubiquitin-dependent protein catabolic process.